ACUCCAAACUAACAACCCUCCCCCAGUCCUCGCUCUCCAACAGCUGGAGAAACUCUCCUACCUCACAGCAGUAAUCAAAGAACCACUCCUUCCCUGCCUCUGCGUACCGGGUCGUCUGCCGCGCAUGGUCCCACCUGAAGGUCUCACUUUAUCUGGUCUCGUGUUUCAGGCUGGACGGUGGUGAGUUCGAAUGCUCUGAUACUGCAUAUAAACCCGAUGCUUCUCUGUGAGCCGGAGAAGUUCGUGCCUGAGAUAUGGAUGGCUGAUGGGAGUUGGUGGGAAUGGGGAGGAGGUAGUGAGGUGGGAUGGGAAGCAGGAGAUUGAAGAUUUGGUACCGUUUUCGGUAGGGAGGAGGGAUUGCAUUAGACGGCAUCUUGCAGUUGCUGAGAUGAAGACUUUUAUUGCUCGAUUGGUAGGUGGGGGAUUUGAGGUUGAGAUUGAGGGAGAAGAGAGAAUUAGGUGGGGGGACAAUGUGGUGAGUUAUUAUGAGAGCGACAUCCCGCUUAGGAUUUCGAAGAGAGUGGAAAGAACAAGGGACAUGUGAGGUCUUGCUGAGACGGGAUCUCAUGAGGACUUGAAGAAGAAUAGUUGC
This is a messenger RNA of Hyaloscypha bicolor E, 592 nucleotides long. RefSeq lists its product as uncharacterized. The coding region runs from base 266 to 544 and encodes 92 amino acids. The transcript has a single exon. NCBI's taxonomy places the organism in Eukaryota, Fungi, Ascomycota, Leotiomycetes, Helotiales, Hyaloscyphaceae. The record is from RefSeq and is a predicted model, not a curated record. Gene Ontology annotation, molecular function: heme binding; oxidoreductase activity, acting on paired donors, with incorporation or reduction of molecular oxygen; monooxygenase activity.